Messenger RNA from Anguilla anguilla (European eel), 1699 nucleotides. It is a transcript of the gene ddit3, whose product is annotated as DNA-damage-inducible transcript 3. Lineage: Eukaryota; Metazoa; Chordata; Actinopteri; Anguilliformes; Anguillidae. Gene Ontology annotation, molecular function: DNA-binding transcription activator activity, RNA polymerase II-specific; RNA polymerase II cis-regulatory region sequence-specific DNA binding; protein heterodimerization activity. The transcript has 4 exons. Bases 273 to 1133 code for a protein of 286 amino acids. The record is from RefSeq and is a predicted model, not a curated record. Gene Ontology annotation, cellular component: CHOP-C/EBP complex; CHOP-ATF4 complex; cytoplasm. Gene Ontology annotation, biological process: intrinsic apoptotic signaling pathway in response to endoplasmic reticulum stress; negative regulation of transcription by RNA polymerase II; ER overload response.
CUAUAUAUAAAGAUCGCCGGGAGUUUCCAAAAAUUCACAUUCAGUGACUUAUACUGAACAAUGGUUAACAUGAGCUAUCACCAAUCUCAACAAAAACAUAUUCAUACUCCAACCCCUAGACAAACGAGAAAGCGAAAUAAUAAAAGAAAAAGGAUUUGUUGGGACAAACUAUCACCGACAGCACACCGUCAGACUUGAUUAACAGGUGAUUUAAGAAGGUCCAGAGCGUUCCUGUGUGGAAGCUGACCUGCGCGUGGCGACUGAGUGGUGAGAUGACUGCGGAGUGGCUGCACCUGCCCCCCCCGUACCCCCCCGGCGUGGGGCCGCUGUGCGGGGCCGAGCUGGAGGCGUGGUACGAGGACCUGCAGGACAUCCUGGGCUCCGACGGGGGCGGGGUCAAGGCUGCACGAGCCCCGCCCUGCCCUGAGAAGGAGCCGGAGUUCCUGGAUGUUCUGGAGAGCUGCUCGCUGACCUGGCUGACGGACGGGCAGGGGUGGGCGGGCGAGGGGGUGCAGCGGGUGGUGGAGGAGGGGCCUCCCCCUCAGGCGUCCAGUCACGGCCCCGCCCCGGCCAGGGAGGCGGGGACAGGGGGCGGGGCAGGAGGAGGAGGAGGGGGCGGCGACCUGCUGCCUCCUGAGUUCUUUGAGCUCCUGAGCGAUGGAGGGGUGGGGCUGAUGGAGGGCGGGGGCGGCGGGGUGGAGGGCUGCAGCGUGUACCCCCAUCACCACCGACCCCCCUCCCCCACGCCCAGCGAGGAGGAGCCCCCCUCAGUCCCCGACUCCUCCUCCUGCUCCUCCUCCUCCUCCUCCGCCUCGCAGUCCCCGACCCUGCACCGCUCCCCGCCCCCCUCCCCGCUCUCCCCGCACCCGGUCCUCACCUACAGGCUGGGCAAGCGCAAGAGGGGCGGGGACAAAGGGGGCGGCGGCCCCACCCCCUCCCCCAGCUCGGCCCCCCCCUGCGGCCCCUCCUCAGCGAAGAAGAGCAGGAAGGAGCGGGAGCAGGAGAACGAGAGGAGGGUGCAGGAGCUGACGGAGCAGAACGAGAGGCUGAAGGCAGAGAUAGAGAGGCUGGCGGAGGAGGUGCAGCGAACGCGGCGCUCUCUGAUAGAGAGACUGGUCAACACCCGAAAGUGAGGGGGGGGGGGCCUGGGGGGGAGGGACUGGUCAACACCCAAAAGUGGGGGGGGGGGGGGGCUGAGGUGUUCCGUUUCAUUUUAGCAAAUGAGAUCCGUUACGUGCGAUUUUCAGUCGGUGAAAUUAAUUUAAUUUCCUGAAUUUACUGGAUUGAAAAAAGCCAUGACCCCAAACCCUGGGAGGGAGGAAGGUAGGGAUCGUCUCGGUUGAGACCGCAGGAAAGAAAGAACGACCGGGCAGAGGGAAGAAAGCAAAGAAGCGAAAGUAGCCGGAAGGGUGAACAUCCAGGAUUGAGGGAAAAAUGCAGGAAACGGGAGGACAGAAGGGAAGUAUGAAGCAGAGAGCUUUAACGGUGAGCAGCUGACAUGGGGAGCCAAUGGGAGAGCAGGCACUGCAUCAGAGCAGCCAAUGGCGAGAGAGACAGACCAGGCACUGCGUCAGAGCAGCCAAUGGUGAGAGAGACAGACCAGGCACUGCGUCAGAGCAGCCAAUGGUGAGAGAGACAGACCAGGCACUGCGUCAGAGCAGCCAAUGGUGAGAGAGACAGACCAGGCACUGCGUCAGAG